Messenger RNA from Ascoidea rubescens DSM 1968, 940 nucleotides. RefSeq names its product phosphatidylinositol 3-kinase VPS34 (gene VPS34). The transcript has a single exon. Gene Ontology annotation, cellular component: endosome; cytoplasm; peroxisome. NCBI's taxonomy places the organism in Eukaryota, Fungi, Ascomycota, Saccharomycetes, Ascoideales, Ascoideaceae. Gene Ontology annotation, molecular function: 1-phosphatidylinositol-3-kinase activity. The coding region runs from base 100 to 867 and encodes 255 amino acids. The record is from RefSeq and is a predicted model, not a curated record. Gene Ontology annotation, biological process: autophagy of peroxisome; endocytosis; autophagosome assembly.
UUGGUGAAAAUCAUACCUGAGGAAUCCACGGUUUUUAAAUCAUCAUUAUCACCAUUAAAGUUAACCUUUGAGACAAGUAAAGUAGGAGAAAAAUAUUCAAUGAUGUUUAAAAUCGGAGAUGAUUUAAGACAGGAUCAAUUAGUUAUUCAAAUUAUUAAAUUAAUGGAUCAGUUGUUGAAAAAUGAGAAUUUGAAUUUGAAUUUAAAACCGUAUAAAAUACUAUCAACUAAUCCCAUUGAUGGGUCAAUUGAGUUUGUUCCAAAUUUAACGCUAGAUAAAGUAUUGAGUGAGUAUCAUUCAAUUUUAAAAUUUUUCCAAGAAAAUAACUAUGAUGAGCAUGAAGAGUUGAAAGUUAAGAGUCAUGUUAUGGAUAGAUAUAUUAAAUCUUGUGCAGGAUAUUGUGUGAUAACGUAUAUUUUGGGAGUUGGUGACAGACAUCUAGAUAAUUUGUUAAUAUCGUUGAAUGGGCAAUUUUUUCAUGCAGAUUUUGGGUAUAUAUUAGGACAAGAUCCUAAACCAUUCCCACCGUUAAUGAAGUUGCCAAUUCAGUUAGUUGAAGGAAUGGGAGGAUUGAAUCAUGAAAAUUUUAAGAUUUUCAAGAAUUAUUGUUUUACAAGUUUUUUAAUAUUAAGGAAGAACAGUAAUUUGAUAUUGAAUUUAUUUGAAUUAAUGAUUGAAGCCAACAUUCCUGACAUCAAGAUUGAUAAAAAUAGAGCAAUACUAAAAGUGAAAGAGAAGUUUUGUCUUGAAAUGAAUGAUGAAGAAGCUAUUUUACAUUUUCAAAACUUGAUUAAUGAUAGUGUCAACGCAUUUUUACCAAUGGUGAUUGAUCGGUUGCACAGUUUGACACAGUACUGGCGAGCAUAAAAGGUGUGGAAACCCAUAGAAAACCUAGCAAAUACAAAUAAUACUAUAAUAAAAGCGAAUAUAUUUGAUAUUU